AUUGGUAUGAGUGUUGCAGAACGACACACUUCGCAGUCAGUCCACAAGAGUGACAGACAGAGGCCCCACACCACAGACUGACUGAUCACUUCACGUAGCCCCCCUCCUCACGAGUGGGUGUCUCCGGUCGCUCUUGACAGGAGGUGUGUGGAUGCUCAAGCGAAACCUGCCUGUCUUGCCCGCCACACUCGUGAACACAAUGAGCUGACUGUUGCCCUUUUGGGUCAACCAAAAGUGCUGGCUGGGGAUAGAGGUGGGUGUGGUCUGUCUGCGGGGUUUAUGUGAUGCAGUGCAGCACGAUCCAGACAGACACAGACUCGGCCAUCGGACAGCUGCCACACUCACACACUCAAACACACAAGUCAGACAGACAGACAGACAGGCAGGCAGCCAGGCACUUCGCGCGCAAUCAGACACACACAGCCUACCCCAACGAGCACCGAAGCAGACACCUGCACGUCAACUGGAACCGACAAAGACACCACAUAGACAGAAAGGCACACCACACACAUCAGGUCAUAGCACACUCAUCUCCCCCGCUGCCCUUUGAUCUCUCUGCACCGCAACACAAAAGUGGCAGCUGCUGUCUGUCAGGUAAACCAAGCUGGACAGACGAAAAAGGCCUUACACACUUCACACACACAUCAGACCAGAAGAACCUAUCGCUUGUACUUCUGCAUGAUCUCUCUUAUCUCGGCUUUCUUCUUCUCUUUUUCCGAAAUCACGAACUCUGCCGCCUCGUCCCACGGCGUGUACCCCUGUUGUGAUGAGAUGAGAUGAGCACACCGCUCAGCCCAUCGAUGGUGUGAAUGUCUGUGGGCACUCACCUCAUUGUCUUUGAUGUCCAGCAGCGCACCGCCGCCCCACUCGAGCCUUUGAGAAUGACACACACACACAGAGAGAGAGAGAGUGUGGAUGAGAUGUUCGCGUCAGUCAGUCAUCUGUGUCGCCCACAGCUGAGACACAGCCGUAGAGUGGCCAUCCCGUGCAGCCCAAUGAAGUGCCGUGUUUCCAUUCUGUUUGUGUCAUACACACAGACGAAAGGCAAUCAAGCAGUGAGAGAAGACUGUGUUGUCUCACGUUGUUCGUCUGUGUGAGCAGGUCCUUUCGUUUGGCAUACAGAGCCUCCAACACAUCGACAUGGCCAUUGUAGGCAGCCGACAUGAAUGGCGUCCAGCCAUACUGCAAUCAAAACACACACACACACACAAUCGACACACUGAGGCGUCAGAGGCAUGUGUGUGCUCUGUCACCUUGUUGCGUGCAUCGAUCAGUUUGGGAUCCCACUCCAUCAGCUUAUUGACCGCCGCAACACGACCACUCCAGGCAGCCCGGUGCAGGGCAGUGUUACCAAGCUGCAUUGCAUCACGGCCAACACACAUCUCCUCCUCAUCAGCAGCAGCACAAAAGAUGGUUUGUCUGUGUCGGUACCUGGUUGUCUGUUUGCUGCAGUACGUCAGGUUUGCUCUCAUACAUGACCGACAUGACGCCCACGUGACCCUCAGCUGCAGCCACGAUGAAGGGUGUCCACUGCAGAAAUGAGAACACACAGACAGACCACUGAGGGCAUUCCUGUCGGCUUCACAAUUGUUCCACACCCCGCUGCUUUCUCGUUUGUCGAGUAUGUCCUUGCCGUCUCGCUCGAUGAACAAACGGACGGACUACAAAUCGCCGAACUUGGCGGCCUCAAAGAUGUCCGUCUGCCACACAACCAGCACAAGAAGAGCGGCCCAUUGACGUGUGGGAUUCAGUCGCUGUCUCCCUUACGUGUUUAAUUUGCGGCUGUGGGGCCCUCGGCGGUGUCUUCACUGACGGCUGCUGGGCGGGGGGCACUGCGCGACACACAGAGCAUCGGAUGGUGUGGCCCUGUGUGCGUCUCUGUGUGUGUGUGUCUCGCCGACCAAUGUGCUGCGAGGGCGGCUGAGAGGUCUUGGCCACACUGCUGGCGGCCCCGUUGUGGUGCUGGCCGUGCUCAUGUGCACACCCGACGAAUGGCCGCCAGGAGAUGACGCAGUGCCUGCAUUUGACCGCAAGACGUCUACAGCAGAGAGGAGCCGCGCAUCAAUGAUUACCUCUAAAGCUCUCGCCCGUCCCGCGAAAGAAUCCUCAGCGGAAUCGCGGUGCCGGCGAGUCAGCUGCCUUCCCGCUUUGACUUCCAGACGAAGACGAGAUGCGCAACUUGUCGAGGACCUGUAAUGGGACGAGCAGCAAGGCCCGACAAAGAGAUGGGAAAUAUCUGCUCGUGUGUCUGACUUGUUUGGCUGUCGGACGAUUGGCGGUUUUGUAGGCAAAACACAUCUGAUGGACGCAAAGCGGAAGAGAGAGAAAGAUCAUGGAUACCCAUUCUGUUGUCGGUUGCCUUGAUGGCAGUCUUGAUGUGCGGCGGCAGAGACGCCGGAAUAUCAGGAAUCUGACACGAAGGGAGACACGAGUGAAUGAAUAAGACCGAGGCAGUCUAAUGAGGCGAAUCGAGUACCUCUUUUUUGUUGACGACCUUUCGACUGAUCUGCGCCAUAACUUUUCCCUCAAACGGAGGCCGACCUGCACUCAGAGUAUGUCGUGGCCGCUGUUCUUAUGAGGAGUGUCACAGGGGAUCUGCUGCUGACCUCCAUGAAUCUCCCCGAGUACUGAAGACGCACACAUACACAAAUGGACAAGAAAGAGGCGAUGAAGUAGCGGCUUGCAACAUGUCUCUCUUGUGUGUGGCAUGGCUUGCUUACUGCCGCCCAAAGCCCAAAUGUCCGCCUUGGCAGUCAGCUUGUCCACUGAACGACAUAGCAGUAAGACCCUCCAGCCAGUGACAUUGACUCGCUUUGCUUACGAUCUGUGUCGAAGCCCUCGGGCGGCAUAUAGUUGGGAGUCCCUCCAACUGCAGCACAUGAGUCAUUUCUGCUCUCGUGAGCCGCACUGCAAACAUUGGUCUGUGUGUGACUACCAGCGGUGAGCGUUGUCUUUCUCUGUGCGCUGCGAAUCAUUCCGAAGUCCGACAGUUUGAUGUUGUGGCCUUCAUCCAACUUAGAUGAGUGAGACAACAAAAAGUCUGAACCUCUCAUAGGAGGAUCUCUAUCGUGGCCGACCAGUAUGUUCUCGGGUUUCAAAUCUCUGUGGACGAUGUGGUUGUCAUGCAUAUACUUCACGGCCUCACAGAUCUGUGACCAACAUACACACACAUCUCUAGGCGGAGACACAAGAGACCUCUGCAUGUAUGCUCCCUUUCAACCUGUUUGGUGAAUUUGUCUCGCACAUCGAGUGGCAGCGGUCCGUGGCUCGCCAGGUAGGACGCUAGAGAGCCGCCCUCACACAACUCUGAUGAGAACGACGGCAGAGACACCAGAAGGGACAAGGCGGAUGGACGAAGGGGAGAAUAGACUGACUACCUAUGACGGUCAUGAGGCCGUGUUUGUCGUCUCUGCAGACGCCCAGCAGCCGCACUAUGUUGGGGUGAUCGAGUUUGGUCAUCGGGAGGGCCUUUCGCAGCACCUCCAUGAACUGCGACUGCACACAAACACAAAGAUGCGCACCGACAGCGGGGAGGCGUCUUCUGAGCAUGUACCUCUCGGUCGAGCUCUUCAUGGCCCUUGUAGAUUUUGACAGCCACGGGCCGCCCUCGGAGCUCCCCUCGACGAACAAUACCGAAGCCGCCACUCCCUGAGGAACCCGCAUGACAAACACAUGAUCCGUUCAGCCAAUGCCCUCAGCCUGGGCCGGGCGGUGAAUAAUGCUGACCGAGCUCCUUGUCGCUCACAGUGAGGUCCUUCGGGUCGAUCAGCAGAUCGGCCAUGAGGGGAGGAGAGGGGAAAG
Vitrella brassicaformis is the source of this 3801-nucleotide messenger RNA. NCBI's taxonomy places the organism in Eukaryota, Vitrellaceae. The record is from the annotation of a GenBank genome assembly.